Messenger RNA from Lolium rigidum, 1335 nucleotides. RefSeq lists its product as uncharacterized. Gene Ontology annotation, molecular function: protein binding. The coding region runs from base 1 to 1221 and encodes 406 amino acids. The record is from RefSeq and is a predicted model, not a curated record. The transcript has 2 exons. NCBI's taxonomy places the organism in Eukaryota, Viridiplantae, Streptophyta, Magnoliopsida, Poales, Poaceae.
AUGGCCUCCCAGCAAUCGCCGCCGCCGCCUGCUGCCACCACCGUAAUGGAUCUCGGAAACGAUCUCCUCCGCGAGAUCUUUCUCCGCCUCCCCUCCCUGCCGAGCCUCGUCCGUGCUGCCCUCAGCUGCCGUACCUUCCUCCACGCCGUCCGCUCGUCUCCUGCCUUCCGCCGCUCCUUCAGCGCCGCCCGCCCACCCCCUCUCCUCGGCCUCUUCUUCGACCCCGACGGCCCUGCCAUCCCAACCUUCACCCCCCUCCGCCGCCGCUACGACUCCGACCACACAGCUGCGGUCCGCGGCGCCGAUUUCUUCCUCACCUGCCUCCCCGACGAAGAUGACGCUUCUCCUGGGUGGGUCGUAAGAGACUGCCGCGACGGCUACGUGCUCCUCCACAACUUCAGCUCGGAGCAAUUCGCCGUCUACAACCCUCUCAAACGGGCCCUGGAUCUCAUCCCCCAUCCGCCCGACCAGCUCUUUGAUGAUAGCCACGGCGACGCCACCUACCUCGAAUCCCACAUCCUCUCCUCCUCCGAAGACACCGCCCAGCCGCUGCGCCUGGUCUACACCUGCCACGACGAAUCACGGGCGCGCGCCGCAGUCUUCUCAUCAGAUAUCCGGCAAUGGCAGAUCUUUCCGUGGUCAGAGCCCGUGGCGCCACAGCCCGAGGACCAGCACUGGCUUAAGGUUGGCACGAUGGUGAAUGGGUUCGUCUACUGGAUACACGCCAACGAAGCCUACAUCUUCGUGCUGAACACCGCCACUCUAGAGUUCUCUCAGAUGGAUCUGCCGCAGGCCUUGGUAGGCCGGGAUUUCAUGUUCAGGGUUGGCGAGAACAAGGAUGGGGAGCUCUGCAUUGUCUGCGCGCUCGAGUUUGAUCUUUUUGCUUGGGUCUGGAGAGCCGAUCUUGACGGCACCAAGAUGUGGGUAUUCGACAAGAGGUUCCCGCUGGAGACGAUCGUCGAGUUCACUGAUGGCACACUCGAGGAACAUGGUGAACUAAGGGUUGUGGCCAUUGUCGGUGGAUAUGUGUACUUCUCUACCAACGAGACUUUCGAAGAUCCUCUUUAUCCUUGUUGGUUCUUAUCUUUGUGCAUGGAGACAUUGGAGGUUGACACCAUCUUUCAGAAAAGAUUUGACAGCCAUAUCUAUCCCUACAUCAUGGCAUGGCCUCCUUCUUUGAUUGAGAGCAAUAAGGUGCACCAUCAACUCCAAGGUGUUUGAUGAAAUGUGGACAAGACAAAGUUAGAAAAUGGAGUCUUGAAGACAAACUAAAGGAUAGAGAAUCACUCAUGAACUGCAGGGGGCAAACGUGAGGUUAACUGGAAUCCUUUUGCA